AUGUUGAUAGGCGGAGAGAAGUCUCUAAACCAGAACGAACCAGCCGGAUUCUCAGGUCAGUCAGAUUCGACUGUUGAGCUGACGCCAAUCAAAUGGAUCUCGGCCGAUACAACCUCCGAACCUCAGAAACAUGCUCCUGAUGGCAGCCUCCCAUCUCCUAUGAAACAAAGUGAAAUUGGUUCCGGUGUCCAAUCACUGGAAGCGAAGACAUUGUCAAAGCAUUCAGAAUCAGCGAUUUCAAUGAGAGAUCCGGGACGGGGUGGGGGUACAGCCGCCAAAUGGUGUCCUUUCUGGCUGCGUCGCGCUCUUCUUGGCCCCUUUUGCGUUUUCUUUCUCGCCUGUGCCAUAGCUCUUCCAGUGAUAUUACAUUUUUCACAAAAGAACCAAGGACUUGGCAUCGUUCGUCAAGAUCUUGGUCAACUAUGGAGGUUUGGGCCAACUGCGAUACUCACCGUUAUCGCGGCUCUAUGGGCGCGUGUUGAACUACAAGCAAUGCGAUUUAUGGCGUGGGUUCCUCUUCAACCCCAACACAGGCGAACUUUGUCUCGCGAGGAAUAUACACUCGACUAUACCUCGAUGCUACCUCAUGAGGUGCUUAUCAAAUCAUCGGGCAACAAGCACUUCUUCGUCUUCUUUGCUGUCGUUUGCUCGAUUUUAAUAAAGGCUAUAGUGAUUCUAUCAGCCAGUGUUUUCGAGCUUUCGUACACUCAAGGCGCACAUUCUGUUGAUUUGAGAACGCUCGAUUCGUUCAAUAUCCUAACAACAACCCUGGAGUCACGAUCUGUUUCUCUCUCCACCCGAGGGCUUUAUUCAGAUGUGUCAUCUUCACAAGCCAACAUCUCUGCAACAACUCCAUUCUUUCACGCACGAGCACUCCAAGACUUCAAUAUUAGUUUCCCGUUUGGAGUUUCCGAGCUAGGUGCAUAUCAGACAUUCAUACAGUCAACAAAUGAUGGAGCGCGUGGAAGUGUUAAUUCACCAGUGACGGCCACAGUCGACGGCCUAUUUCCCGAGACGGAAUGCCGCCUCCUGCAAAGCUACAAAUUCAACAACAUCACGGAAGAAGAGCAAAAAUCUAAGACUGGCUCUAUACCUACUGUCAGCUUACAAUUCGAAGGCUGCCCAGAAACAGACAUACGUGUCAACGUCUCGAUUGUGCCCGUGGAUUAUCAAAUAACCCGAUGGACAAUCGCAAAUUCCUCUACAAGCCGCGAAAGAUGCUCUUCGCUAGAGUCUGAGUACGAACAGUUCUAUUACGUUGCAGAGUCUUGGAAUACAGCCCGUAAUUCCAACUUCAGGCCCAUACAGAGCUUGGACAAGGUGGCCGCUGUGCUUUGCUCGGUAGGCCUUCGGUCAUCAAGAGUAGAGAUCACAGAUGACGGUAUCAAUCCAGCCUUGAAAAUGUCACCAAACCAGGAUAGUACGCCUGUUAAUACCCACUUCUGGUCUCUUUUGACCGAGUCUAUACCUGUAUCAAAGGGACUCUGGGACAACAUAACACGAACCGCGCCAUAUGGACCUAUCGUUGCGUUAGCCAAUUUCAAAAAGACGACGCCCCAGCAACUGGGAUCUUCACUCUACGAGAGUAAGAUUCUACAGGAUGUCGUUUCGAACCUCACAGAAACUAUUGGCCCUUUUGUUGCGCACUAUCACUUUAAGCAAAACCAGAACCAAACCAUCACCGGUUCAAUUAUCCGACAAAUGCCACGACUCAAAGUAACACGCAGCAUCUGCAUCGCGAUGACAGUACUUUUCAGCACGUUGGCUCUUGUUGCGUCGUGGAUGAUGCUUACAUCUCGAGACACGUUUGGAGCUUGGCCCAGAAAUCCCACCACAAUAUUAGGAUCGAUGACCUUCUUUUCAGAUAGGGAAUUGAAUGCAGCGCUUAUGCCCGAUAACGGGCAGAGCACCAAAGACGAGUUGGCCCGUACUGAGGAUAGUCCCUUUGCCCUUGAGACCUGGCUUCGUGGUUUGUUUUCUGCCUAUGCCCUAGCACUCAUCAUCGCCCUUGCAGUCACCCUGCGAAUCUCAGAAACUUCUGAUGGGAUCGCUACUGUGCAAAAUGACACCUUGUCUAUUUGGUGGAAGUCAAUGCCUGCAUUGGCGAUGUUCCUAGUUGCGUUGUAUACUGCUUCCGCUGCAAUGGCGGUGCGGGAUCUCGGUGUUCUGUUCCAGCUCUCGAUAAAGCCCUGCAGUAUUCGGGACAUCGACAUGUCCUUCUUGGAUAUGUUUGGCCUUCAAGCACUAUAUCACUCCUUGCGGCUGAGGAAUAUGUCAAUCAUUCUGCCCCAGCUCCUUGCCAUUUCUUGUGCGUUCUUAACAGCCCUAUCAACGAUCCUAUUCACCUCGGAGCUGGCUCGAAACACCACGACAGAGAUAGCAAUCCCGGUGAGAGAUAAAUUCACAACACACACCCAGCAAGAACUUUCCGCCAUGGACAACUAUACAGCUAUCCUGGAUAGUAUAGGUGCCUUGAUUGUGUCGAAAGAAAAAUCAAACCUCACCUGGCCUGAGAACACCUACAAGGAUUUGAUAUUUCCUCGUCUAGAGUUGGCUAAUAUCCAAGACCAGAUAUUGAACAACGAUAUGUCAGUCAGUGUCGAAAUGACGGCGGCGAAAAUUUUUCCAGAAUGCCGUCGGGUCCCCAACGAGGAGUUCAAGGCGGAUGUGAAUUUCACAGCCAAGUCAGGGCAUCUGCCCAAUACCAAUCUGACAGUUACUCGGGAUAUCACUUGCGGAAAUGGGACUAAGUUUCCUCUCUCCAGAAGUCUGACCUGGAAUAGCAGCGAGAGUGGCGUUGCAUAUGUCGCGACAAGUUUUCCAUCCGACGAUGACCAUUACGGUCUCAUGCCCUGCGAUCCUAAAAGCGAAUACACGAAGCGCCCGCUUCCGCCUUGGAAACUGAGAGACUAUUUCUGGGCAAAUGUGUCAGUUUCAGAUCGCCGCCUUGAACACCACUCUUAUUGGAGGUGCAAUUACUCGUAUUGGGAAGUUCCAGCCACUGUCAAUUUUGUUCAUUCAAAAGGAAGUCUACACCUGGAUUACAACAAUCUCCCUUCUUCGGAUGAUUCUAAGCGGAUCCCAUGGAACACUCCCAUGAGUCUUAUUGGUUUAAGUGACCCGUUCCCUCUGCCAGGAGACAGCAACAUAACGUUGAAAACAACCACCUCAAUGUUCAGACCGUUCUUGGAACCUUUUGGCAGCAUGAAGAUGGAGGCUUUCGGCGACCCGAACCAAGAAAGUGAGAUUCUUGGCAAUCUGCAUUCACUUCAUCGUAUAGCAUGGGGCCAAUUGGCAAGCCAGCUGGUUCGCUCCGAUGAGGUUGACCCUGCAACUCGAGCCAUGGUCAACGCCAAAGUACGAGAUAAUCAGCUGUAUCGACUUUUCCAAAAUCGUGCUGUUACAAUCGCCCUCUUGAGUAUAAUAGGAUUGGCAUUCAUUGUCAAUUUUUGGGUUCUAAUCUCAAGUGCACUCCGAAAAUUCUUUGGAAAGCGACUGUUACUCGACAUGGAAUUCAAGGGUCUGGCCCCAUGCGGGGUCAACAGUAUUGCAACGAUGGAGUCAUUGCUCCACGGUUCUAAUGCCAUAUCCGCAAUGCCUCAGGAACCAUAUAAUAGAUCAUUUGAAGAGCUGGACGACCAUUUUAGAUCCGCCCGCUUCCGCUUCGGGUGGUUCAUGGGAAAGGGGUCAGAAGGGAGAGAGCUGACUGUUGGGGCCUUGGAUGACGACAGUUUUCCUUUUCUUGGCAAGAAGGGGUAA
Molecule: messenger RNA, 3759 nt
Organism: Clonostachys rhizophaga
Lineage: Eukaryota; Fungi; Ascomycota; Sordariomycetes; Hypocreales; Bionectriaceae
Source: the annotation of a GenBank genome assembly